AUUAGCUGUCCGGAAAGAGCCAAGGAAUGACAAUUUUCGCGGCAGUGCGGGACUUUUAAACAGCUGUCCGGGAUUGCGGAUUGUUCAAAGAAAAUCGUGACUGUCUCGGGCAAAGCGAUAAUAAAAACAAAAUGGCAGUUCCGUUUGUUGAAGACUGGGAUCUGGUCCAGACUCUUGGAGAGGGGGCAUAUGGAGAAGUGCAGCUGGCAGUGAACCGGAAAACUGAAGAAGCGGUAGCAGUGAAGAUUGUGGACAUGACACGUGCAGCUGAUUGCCCAGAAAACAUCAAAAAGGAGAUCUGUAUCAAUAGGAUGCUCAGUCACACAAAUAUUGUAAGAUUUUAUGGACAUCGAAGGGAAGGCAACAUUCAGUACCUCUUUCUGGAGUAUUGUCGAGGUGGUGAGCUCUUUGAUCGCAUAGAGCCUGAUGUUGGAAUGCCUGAGCAAGAUGCACAGAAAUUUUUUCAGCAACUGAUUGCUGGUGUGGAAUACCUGCACAGCAUUGGAAUAACUCACAGAGAUAUCAAGCCUGAGAACUUGCUUUUAGAUGAACGAGAUCAGCUGAAAAUCUCUGACUUUGGUUUAGCAACGGUAUUCAGACACAAUGGCAAAGAAAGACUUUUAAGCAAGAUGUGUGGAACCCUUCCCUAUGUUGCACCAGAACUGAUUAAAUCCAGGGCCUUUCAUGCCGACCCAGUGGAUGUGUGGUCAUGUGGAAUUGUGCUGACUGCCAUGUUAGCAGGAGAGUUACCAUGGGAUCAACCAAACGAAGUAUGCCAGGAGUAUUGUGAUUGGAAGGAAAAAAAUCAUUAUCUCACUCCAUGGAAAAAAAUUAGUGCUACCCCUCUUGCAUUGCUGGGUAAAAUGUUAACAGAAAAUCCACAAAGCAGAAUCACUAUUCCAGACAUAAAGAAGGACCGUUGGUUUACAGAAAUAAUCAAAAAAGGACUUAAGAGAAGCCGCGUUAUCUCCGGAGGCUCUUCAGAUUCUUCAGUGCUUUGCAAGCAGAUUCGAUCAGAUAUAGAUAUUUCACACUUCUCUCACAGCGAAGAGAAAACUGCACUUUCAAGUACGCAACCAGAGCCACGGACUGCAUUGGCAACAUGGGACAGCAAUAGUUCUGACAUAAACAAUUUAGUUCAAGGAAAAGGCAUCAGUUUCUCUCAGCCUGCCUGUCCUGACAACAUGCUGCUGAACAGCCAGUUGAUUGGUACUCCAGGCUCCUCUCAGAAUGUUUGGCAGCGUUUGGUCAAAAGGAUGACCAGGUUCUUUACAAAAGUGAAUGCCGAAAGUUCUUAUAGCAAUUUGAUGGACACUUGUGAAAAGAUGGGAUAUGUUUUAAAGAAGUCUUGUGCUAACGAGGUGACCCUAUCAACUACUGACAGAAGAAAUAAUAAAUUAAUAUUUAAGGUGAACCUUGUGGAAAUGGAAGACCGGAUUCUGUUAGAUUUUAGACUUUCUAAGGGUGAUGGGCUGGAGUUCAAAAGGCAUUUUCUGAAGAUCAAAAAGAAGAUGGAUGCUGUUGUUGCAGUCCAAAAAGUUCUGUCUGCCACUUGAUCUGUAAUUUAAGGUUACAUCGGAAUAUGUUGUUUGGACCAUUACCCUCCUCCACACAUUGCUAUUUAAUAUUUUGCUCGUCCGUCAUUUUUUUUGUUCUCCAACCAAGGAUGGCACUUGUACACAAUAACUUUUCAGCUUGUGGAUUAGAGGCAUUGGUGAUUAUAAAUGAUACGAAGAUCAGGCUAUGCUUGAACUUUUCUCAAAAAUGAGGAAAUGACUUAGAGUUGUAGUUGGUCCUCAGCACAGUGUACUACUCACUGAUUUCUCCCUUUUGUGAGUUUACUUAUUUGUUCGUUUUUCCGGUUCCUUUUAAGGGUACUCAGUGGACCAAUUAAUCACAAGUCUUGUUAUCACUAACUGUUGGUUUUGUUUACAUUGGCAGUUUUUGUCCACUUCAGGGAUGCAGCUAUUUCAUGUACUUACCCAAUUAAGUUACUGUAUCUUUAUGCACAAGGACCAUGGCCAUUACACAAUUUCAAUUUAGAUAGAAUUAGUCUUUUUAAGUAUGUUGUAAGGGCUGUAUGCCUAUUAUUCUGUGCACUUCAUAAUAAAAUCGUAACUUAA
This is a messenger RNA of Xenopus laevis (African clawed frog), 2123 nucleotides long. RefSeq names its product checkpoint kinase 1 S homeolog (gene chek1.S). The transcript has 13 exons. Gene Ontology annotation, molecular function: protein serine/threonine kinase activity; protein serine kinase activity; protein kinase activity. Gene Ontology annotation, cellular component: nucleus; centrosome; chromosome. Gene Ontology annotation, biological process: mitotic G2 DNA damage checkpoint signaling; DNA damage checkpoint signaling; signal transduction. The record is from RefSeq and is marked provisional. The coding region runs from base 132 to 1556 and encodes 474 amino acids. NCBI's taxonomy places the organism in Eukaryota, Metazoa, Chordata, Amphibia, Anura, Pipidae.